CCACUCUCCUCCGCGGUACUUGCAUCAUCGUCACCAUUCUGACCCGUCCUCUCCUCUCUGGCCCUGCGUGGAAAGCAUGUAUCAUGACAGUAUUUUAAUAUGCUGUUUUGAUCCUGCUAGACCGUAAUUAUCUGUGGAGAUGGAUUUUAUUCUUUCCUUAACGCAUUUUUGCGAGGUGCAUGGCCCUACCUCGAUCAUCUGUUCCCAAGUCCUCCCUUUCUCCUGUUCGCAAUGUUAUCCCGAUAAAUACGACCUCUCCUCCGACGAUACCCCCGCCACUCCCCAUGAUACCAAACCUCCUUCCUCCUCCCACGCCAAGCAAGAUGAAGAUUCCGCAGGCACAUCUGCGACACCCAAGAUCGAAGAUCAUCCCUACUUUAUGAAAAGCAACCCCAAUCCCGCCCCUGCUGAGCCACCAAAAGAGCGCCCCAGUCGUGCUGGCCCUGGCCCUGAUGGUGGGGAUACUUGCGCCAGUUGCAGUUUGACCCUUCCUGAGAAAUUGAGCAAACAGCUCCCGCCUGGCGCACCCGGUACUACCACAGAUGACGGUAAAGGGAAAAACGGAAGCCCCGUGUUUCGUUCCCGCGAAGUAGUCUACUCCUGCGGGAAUAGCCAUGGUGAUUAUGAUGACAGCGCUCGCGACACUCAGACCUCCUUUUCCGAAUCCAUGCAUUCCUCCUCUGUCGCAUCGGAUGCUUCGUCCUCUUGCCACACUCACAUGCUUACAUACCUCUCUUUGCGCGGUCCACCUAACCCCGCUGAUUAUGCUCUCCUGAGACGCUCCUCCAUCCGCACACUCAGUUGCGAACUCCUGCCGCGCGGUUUGUCGUCUGGCCCUAUUUGCUUUGGUGACUCCGUCGCCGGCUACACGAUUGCUUACAUCUUCCGUCUUCCCGAUCCAAUGGCGCGCGGUAAACGGCGCAGCUAUGCCCUGGUGGCCCUUGCCGGAAAAGACGCCGGACGAGCAUUCCGCGCAUGUCCAAUAAUCUGGCGGGCUUUUGGUCGCAUCGCCGCGAGCAUCGUCAGCUCGGCGGAGAAUUACCAGGAAGAAGAAAAGCGCCGCGAGGAGGAGCAAAAUGGUGCCAGCCGGGCUGGUGGCCGUCAAUACACUCCGGUCUCUUCUUUCCUGACCGGCCGCGCUCUGGACCCGGAUGGCCAGCCUCGCCGCCUCGGUCAGAUUCGCGCACGAAAUCUAGCCGAAAUCGCCGGGAAUCCGUACAUUUUUGCUGAACUACAUGCGAAUCUCACCGCCCUUCUCCAGCAGUUGGGUGCGAUGUUUGGAGGUGCUCCCAUUUCAGAGGACCAAUUUGUUUGCAGCACUGUACGAGACGAUGAGGCUUUUGCGCAGCGGCGUGUUUCCUUAUCCAACGGGAAAGGUCAAUCACAAGAGAAACAAGAUGAUGACCUUGGAUUGUCCACGCUGGAGAUUUCUGGUCCAAAGCCGAUCCCAAUCGCACCACGUCGAACGGUUAUUGCAUAAACCCGUCUCAUUUCUUUAUGAAUCCCCCGACAUACAUACUCCUACUCAACUUGUCUGAUCUCUUUGGGCCCUCCAACACUGGCCCCGUCAUUGCCUCUGUUCGGGUAUUGACCAUUUUUGUACUUGUUCUAUUUCCGAUUUUUUGACAGUGUUCUGUAUCGCAUACGGUUUGGGUCUUUUUUGAUGAGGGAUCUGGUAUAGACUAUGGCGUCUUUUAGACAUGGGACCGGAGUUUGUCUUUUCAUUGUCAAGCGUACUUUUGCGGGGCUAGCGAUCUUUUUU
Molecule: messenger RNA, 1762 nt
Organism: Aspergillus glaucus CBS 516.65
Lineage: Eukaryota; Fungi; Ascomycota; Eurotiomycetes; Eurotiales; Aspergillaceae
Product: folliculin domain-containing protein
Exons: 2
Coding region: 140-1480 (446 amino acids)
Biological process (GO): positive regulation of TORC1 signaling; positive regulation of GTPase activity
Cellular component (GO): cytosol
Molecular function (GO): GTPase activator activity
Source: RefSeq, a predicted model, not a curated record